Molecule: messenger RNA, 471 nt
Organism: Ricinus communis (castor bean)
Lineage: Eukaryota; Viridiplantae; Streptophyta; Magnoliopsida; Malpighiales; Euphorbiaceae
Exons: 3
Coding region: 1-471 (156 amino acids)
Source: RefSeq, a predicted model, not a curated record
AUGGAGACUCCAAGCAAAGGAAAAUCUAAAUUCUGCAGAAAGGCCACUAAAGAUAUAGGUAACUCUGAUGAGGAUGAUGAUUUGUUAUCUUCUAUUGGGAGUUCUGAUGAUAACAUGCAGGAAGAUCAAUUGAUGAGCUUGGUAGAGCAUCGCCUUCCAAUCAAGGAAGAAUUUAAGCCAUAUCAACAACCAGCCAGGAGAAUGUCUAAAGAAAUCAAACUCAGGGUAAAGGAUGAAAUUGAGAAAUUGCUAAAAGCAAGCUUCAUUAGACCACAAGGUGCCACUUAUCAAAAGGCCAUGAAUGCCAUUUUUCAUGAUAUGCUAGGUCAUCAUAUGGAAGUUUAUAUUGAUGACAUAGUAGUAAAGUCUAAAAAAGCUACUGACCACGUGAAGCACCUAAAGAAAAGCUCUCGGAGGAUAAGAGAGCACAGACUAAAGUUGAACCCAUUGAAAUGUGCUUUUGGAGUUUAG